UCCGUAUCUCCGAUGAGAGGAGCUGCAGUUCCUCCUCUCGGCCGCUGGCGGAGACACUGAGCACAUUUUGACCUGCAGUUUAAAAAGAGGAAGAAACUGCCCUGAGCUGUGUUCAUCGCUGCUUCCACGACGGAAAAGCUGUUCAGCCUACUGCCAUCAGGGGAGAGACUCAGAAGACUCAAAAGUGGCAUCAACUAACUGAGGACUCCACUGUGAGACGUAAUGGACCCGGAUGUGUCUGUGCUGCUGCACUGUGAACGCUGGCAGGGGCUGCUGGAGUCUCAAGUACAAGUGGAGCUUUCUGAAAGGUUUAACAGGCAGAAGGAUCCGGCUGUGGAGCGUCACAUCGACGAGCUGUGGACGGAGCGGGUCUCCAGGGAGCCGUGGCUUUUCAACGGGGCCAAAUUCAGGCUUCAUUCUUUCUGCUUUGCUCCUCCAAAACACCCACCGUCCACUCGUUCCUCCCACAUCCCCCUUUUGAACUGUGCAGAGGACCGGGUGGGACAAACUAACAGCCGCUCUGUACUGGAGGACGUCCUUCAACAGACACACGGUAAAUUGUUCCAGGAUUCUUCCGCAUGUUGCUGCACAGACAUUUCACCUGAUAUUCACUCACGCUCCGGGCCUCUCCUGACUCUGAGACUCGGCCUCACUUGCUACAAGGACUAUCUGGGAACUAACUGGUCGAGUCAAGUGGCGGAGCUCCGUCGGCGAGGAGAGGCGGAGUUCAGCGACCCCCUGGCGCUGCUGGCUCAGCCGCUGGGCGUCGGCGCCGUGCUGAGAACAGCCGACGGUCGGGUGGUGCUGAUCAGGAGGAGCCAGAAGGUGGCAGAGGCUGGAGGGCUCCUGGACAUUCCCGGAGGACACCCAGAGCCCAAGGUGGUGUGUGAGCGUCUGGGCCAGGCGGUGUGUGAGGAGAACAUCAGUGUGGAGAUGAUGCAGCAGAAACUGGAGGUCGUCGUCUCAGAGCUGUUCUCCUCCGUGUGUGCAGAGAUCAGAGACGAGGUGGGUUCUCUGAAAACACCUCAACAGACACUUUAG
This is a messenger RNA of Amphiprion ocellaris (clown anemonefish), 1041 nucleotides long. RefSeq names its product nudix (nucleoside diphosphate linked moiety X)-type motif 22 (gene nudt22). The transcript has 4 exons. Lineage: Eukaryota; Metazoa; Chordata; Actinopteri; Pomacentridae. Gene Ontology annotation, molecular function: GDP-mannose hydrolase activity. The record is from RefSeq and is a predicted model, not a curated record. The coding region runs from base 223 to 1041 and encodes 272 amino acids.